Messenger RNA from Arachis ipaensis, 1401 nucleotides. The record is from RefSeq and is a predicted model, not a curated record. NCBI's taxonomy places the organism in Eukaryota, Viridiplantae, Streptophyta, Magnoliopsida, Fabales, Fabaceae.
AAUUAUGAAAAGAAAAACUCAACAAAUAGCACGAUAUGUAAUACACCCUCUUGAAAUGAAAGAAAAUACGCACAAAUGCUCCCUUAGGGUUUCUACCUAAGGGAUGGUGCGAGCUCUCAAAUUGCGUCUACCAACCCUCUAUUCUUGAACCAAAAUUCCUCCCCUGAAGCUGUAACGAUGGAGGCUGUUGACAGAGUACAAAGAGGAAACACCCAUCAAGGGAGGCCGUCAGACGAAGUUAUGAAGGACCAGGUUCUUCUCCAAAUGGGAUGGUAAUGAUAUAUAUGACAAACCCGUUGUGAGUGCCAAGACCGUGACUAAGUUCAAGCUUUGAUUUGAUGCAGUUGUCGACCCAGAACUCUUUCAUGGCAUCGUCACGCGCCACGCGAGUCUUAUCACUCACCCGAAGGCCCUUUUCUUCUUCUUCUUCUUCUUCUUCUUCUUCUUCUUCUUCUUCUUCUUCUUCUCUCAAAUUUGAUGCUGGGGUUUCCAUGGUUCAGGGAGCUUCCAGAGGAAUUGGCCUUGAAUUUGUAAAACAGCUGCUAGAGAAAAAUGAUAAAGGGCAUGUUGUUGCUACUUGCCGAAAUCCUGAUGCUUCAACAGGUCUUGCCCAGCUCAAAGAUAAAUUUGCUGAUCGUCUAAAACUUUUGCCCUUGGAUUUGACUGUUGAAACUUCAAUUCAGGCAUCUGCAUCGUCAGUUAGAGAGACAUACGGCCAUCUAAACCUUCUCAUUAAUGCGUCUGGCAUUCUUUCCAUACCUCAAGUAUUACAACCAGAGACAUCACUCAACAAAUUGGAAAAAUCAGCCUUGAUGCUUACGUAUGAGAUUAAUGCCGUCGGUCCUAUCUUAGUUAUUAAGCACAUGUGGCCUCUUCUAAAAGUUGGAGGUGGCUUUGGCACUGAAAGAAGUAAUGCAGUGGUGGCCAGUUUGAGUGCAAGGGUUGGAUCUAUUGGGGACAAUCAUCUUGGUGGUUGGCACUCGUAUCGAUCUUCAAAGACUGCACUCAAUCAAUUGACAAAGACGGCUGCGGUUGAAUUUGCAAGAAAAAAGGAUCCAAUUGUCUGCAUUUUACUGCAUCCCGGCACAGUUGACACCGAUCUCUCAAAGCCAUUUCAGAAGAAUGUUCCGAAAGAGAAGCUCUUCAGCAAAGAGUUCUCAGUGCAAAAGCUGCUAAGCAUCAUUGACAAUGUCAAGAGUAAUGACAAUGGCAAGUUCUUUGCUUGGGAUGGCCAAGAAAUUCCUUGGUAACCCAUAUCAAUUUUUUUUUUUAAAGAUUUAUUUAAGUAUAAAAUGUAAUAAUGAUACCAGUGACUAGUGUUGAAUUCAUUGAUUCAUUGAUUAUUCCUGAACACAUGCUUUUGGUGAAUAUCAAUAACACUCUUCUUGUUUCACAAUAGUA